Messenger RNA from Leucoraja erinaceus (little skate), 1547 nucleotides. RefSeq names its product RNA 3'-terminal phosphate cyclase (gene rtca). The coding region runs from base 1 to 1419 and encodes 472 amino acids. The record is from RefSeq and is a predicted model, not a curated record. Gene Ontology annotation, molecular function: RNA-3'-phosphate cyclase activity. NCBI's taxonomy places the organism in Eukaryota, Metazoa, Chordata, Chondrichthyes, Rajiformes, Rajidae. The transcript has 11 exons. Gene Ontology annotation, cellular component: nucleus. Gene Ontology annotation, biological process: RNA processing.
AUGACAGCCCGCACCGUCGCCAUUUUACUCGGAACUGACCUCAACGCGCAAAACGGCGCACGCGUCAGAGAGGCUGAGGAGGGCAGUGGUGGAAAGCUGCAGCUCUGCUACAGGAGAUGGGGUGGAUCACCAGAAGGAGAUGGGGUGGAUCACCAGAAGGAGAACAGAGGGGUCACCAGAAGGAGAUGGGGUGGAUCACCAGAAGGAGAAGGGGUGGAUCACCAGAAGGAGAUGGGGUGGAUCACCAGAAGGAGAUGGGGUGGAUCACCAGAAGGAGAAGGGGUGGAUCACCAGAAGGAGAUGGGGUGGAUCACCAGAAGGAGAAGGGGUGGAUCACCAGAAGGAGAACAGAGGGGUCACCAGAAGGGAGGGCAGAUUUUGCGUGUUUGCACGGCGCUAAGUUGCCUUCUAGGAGUGAAGAUAAAAAUACACAAUAUCCGAGCGGGGAGAAGUACACCUGGGCUGAGGCCGCAGCAUCUGUCAGGACUCCAGAUGAUUUGUGAUUUAUGUGAUGGUUGCCUUGAAGAAGCCAAAGUUGGUUCCACUGAAAUCUACUUUACGCCGGGUAAAAUCAACGGAGGUAACCAUGUUGCAGAUACAAAAACAGCAGGGAGCGUCAGUCUAUUAAUGCAGGUCUCCAUUCCGUGUGUUCUCUUUGCUGCUUCUCCAUCACAACUGAUUUUACGAGGAGGCACUAAUGCUGAGAUGGCUCCACAGAUUGAUUAUACUUUACAAGUCUGUAAACCAAUCAUGGAAAAGUUUGGAUUUCAUUUUGACUGUGAUGUAAAAAUGAGAGGCUACUAUCCAAAGGGUGGAGGUGAGGUGAAAGUAAAACUUUCUCCAAUAAAAUGGAUUACUCCAAUAGACAUGACAGAAAGAGGAACCAUUACAAAGAUCCAUGGGAGAGCCUUUGUUGCUGGAGUUCUACCAAUUAAACUUGCAAAUGAGAUGUCAUCUGCAGCCAUACGGUGCAUCAGGAAAGAAAUGCGUGACAUUUAUGUGAAUAUCCAACCUCUGCAGGAGCCCAAGGAUAAGGCUUUUGGAAAUGGAAAUGGAAUUAUUAUCGUGGCUGAAACGUCUACAGGGUGUAUACUUGCAGGAUCUGCCCUUGGUAAAAGAGGAGUUUCUGCAGACCGAGUUGGGCUUGAAGCUGCUGAGAUGUUGCUGAUGAAUCUUCGACAUGGUGGAUGUGUGGACCAGUACUUGCAGGACCAGAUUAUAAUUUUCAUGGCUCUCGCUAAGGGUGUCUCCAGAGUGAGAACUGGACCAUUGACCCUUCACACUCAGACUGCUAUACACUUUGCAGAAAUGCUAACCAAGGCCAAGUUUACAGUAAAUAAAAUCAAUGAUCAAGAAUCUGGAUCAGAAAGAUGCAUCAUAGAAUGUGAAGGGAUAGGAAUGACAAAUCCCAGCAUCUGAUAUCUGAAAUGUAUAUAUGCAAAAACAGUAGAAGCUGUAUAUUGUCCAGUACUUUGGGGAAUCGUAAUCCUAGUGACUGUUUCAUGUGAGAUUCAAAUUUACAAAAAUAAAUAUUGGAUUGCAAUCCA